CUGCCGGGGACCGUGCGGCCCAAAUAAGUCCUCAUCCCAGAGAAGGGUGUGUCUGCUGGAGAGGGAAUGGCUGGGGCUGCCAGAGCUUGGAACAAAAGAGAAUAAGCAAUCAGAAGGCAGCAGCUUGCCACGCCGAGCAGAGCGAGGCUGUUUUCCUGGAGUGAGAGGAAAAAUGUGGGAGCAGCCAGCCCGCUGCCCUGUGGGCCCCUGCCUGCCCCCGCCCCUGCCCAGGGUCCAGGCUGGGGCAGAGCUGCCCGCCGGAGGGCUGCUUCUGGGGCUGUGGGCUGCUGAGCUCGCCCUGUGCGUGCAGAGCUGUGAGCCCGGAGCAGGCAGGACUGUUGUGGAAACUAUCCGCAGACUUGGAAGGCCCGAGCAAGGCAGCGCAGCCCCGGUUUUGCUGUCCUCGCUCUGCCAGCUCCUGAGCCUCAUGAGGCCGUCAUCCCUGAGGCAGUACCUGGGCCCUGAGACCGUGCUGCCUGGCCAGGAGCAACAGCCAAAAGCCAGUGCCCAGCUCGACCACAAGGUCUGCUACCUGUGCCACAGCCUCCUGACCCUGGCCGGGGUGGUGGUCAGCUGCCAGGACAUUACUCCAGACCAGUGGGGAGAGCUGCAGCUGCUCUGCACGCAGUUGGACCGCCACAUCAAUACCCAUAUCCGGGAGAGCCCCCAGGCCAUGCAUCGGACCACUCUCAAGGACCUAGCUGCCCAGACCUACAUCCGCUGGCAGGAGCUGCUGGCACACUGCCAGCCCCAGGCCCAGUACUUCAGCCUCUGGGAAGGCAUCUAAUGGAGCAGGGCAAGGGUGGCCCUGCGCUCCUGGCUCUGGCAAGCAGUGAACACAGCCUAGGUAACGAGUCAUGGAGAAUGGCGGCCAGGGGAAGACCAACCAGCCGAAGCGAGCGCCUGCCUCCCCCACUGCCCUGAGGCCCGCUGGGCAAGGGUUCUGCCUCCAUCCCUUCCCCAUCGUCUCUACUCCCCACGGCCGUCAUCUCCAAAACUCGGGUUUCCCUGGGCCUCCCGAGCCCCCCGGCCACCCUCCUCCCCACCCUCCUCCACUUCUCCGUGUGUCAUUUAUGUGAGGGUUCUUUGUGCACACUAAAGUCUCAGCAUCAGUGGUUUAGAA
Molecule: messenger RNA, 1123 nt
Organism: Capra hircus (goat)
Lineage: Eukaryota; Metazoa; Chordata; Mammalia; Artiodactyla; Bovidae
Gene: FAM178B
Product: family with sequence similarity 178 member B
Exons: 5
Coding region: 173-787 (204 amino acids)
Source: RefSeq, a predicted model, not a curated record